AUAUCGAGACACCUGAAACCUUCAGAAGCUACCAAGGCUUGCCAAAGGUCAUCGAAAUUUCAGAGACUCGGAGGAUCUAACAAGCUCUCGAGAUCCAAGAGGACUUUCAAAAUAUCAAACAAGGUUCAAACCCAGUAAACUCGCACGAUACACUAUCGGAUGACAUGUUCCUCGUCCAGUCUGCGAUAAGGUUCGCCCGCUAGCUGGCGACACUAUCGAUCAUCCGAGGAAACGCGCAUCACGGUACGAGCAGGCGCGCAGGUUGGUACACCAAUCGCGCCUGUCUAUUUCCGUAGAGGUCGAACGCGUGUGCCAGCGAGAGCAGUUCGACGUGCUCGAAGGUUUCACUGCGGCUUAGACUUUAGCCGGACGGGGUUUGUCUUGUCCCCGUCGUACGACACCAAACCUGGCAAUCACUCCACGCCGGACUCUCGAUAAGGAACGAGGCGCCAGCUUCCAGCUAUUCGAACUGAACUUUCACGAUACAUCGAGACCUAUGUAACAUCGUGUACGAGACAGUGUUUGUUUGAGAUAAUAAAGAGUGAUAAGUUUCGUGUUGUAAAGAUAUAUAUAUUUUCUCUGUUACGCGCGGAUGCGAAAGAUAUUUCGCGAGUACGAAAGCGGUUUUCGUUGAAAGAACGGUGACAUCGAGGAAAUUUGAGGAGAGAUAUCUAACAAAGUUAAUUCGAUAUAUAGUAUAUUAAGAGUAUAUUAAAUUUCAAUCGAACAGUGUAAAUUGAUAUAUUUAGUGAAGGUGUUGCGAAUCUAGAUCGUAGAAAUGCAUUCCUUGCGCAUUAGAUACUCAUUGAUCAAACAUAGGAACGUGUUGCAAGUGUAUAAAGUGGCAAGAAGAUGUUUCGGCACAGAUGUCCAGUACAAACCGAUCAGGAGCGUCCUGGUUGCCAAUCGAGGAGAAAUUGCCAUUCGUGUAUUUCGAGCAUGUACCGAGCUGGGAAUCCGUUCGGUGGCCAUUUACUCGGAACAGGACAAGAUGCAGAUGCACAGGCAAAAAGCCGACGAGGGUUACGUGGUUGGCAGAGGGCUUCCACCUGUCCAGGCUUAUUUGAAUAUUCCGGAAAUCAUCAGAGUCGCGAAAGAAAACGAUGUAGACGCCAUUCACCCUGGUUAUGGCUUCCUCUCCGAGCGAUCGGAUUUCGCGGAGGCGGUGAUCAAUGCUGGAAUAAGGUUCAUCGGUCCUAGUCCGAAAGUUGUCCAACAAAUGGGUGACAAGGUAGCUGCGAGGCAAGCUGCGAUAGACGCUGGAGUGCCAAUUGUUCCAGGAACAGAUGGACCAGUCACCACGUCUGACGAAGCGAUGGAAUUUUGCAUGAAACAUGGGCUUCCGGUGAUAUUCAAAGCUGCCUACGGAGGAGGUGGAAGAGGUAUGAGAGUCGUGAGACAAAUGGAAGAGGUUCGAGAGAUGUUUGAUCGUGCCUCUUCGGAAGCGAAAGCCGCUUUCGGAAAUGGGGCGAUGUUCAUUGAGAAAUUCAUCGAGAGGCCAAGGCACAUUGAGGUACAACUAUUGGGAGACAAGGCUGGCAAUGUCGUUCAUCUUUACGAACGUGAUUGUUCCGUGCAACGUCGUCAUCAAAAGGUUGUCGAGAUUGCUCCUGCGCCAAGCUUAGAUCCUAAGAUCAGGAACAAAAUGACAGAAUAUGCUGUAAAAUUGGCGAAACAUGUUGGUUACUCGAAUGCUGGCACCGUGGAAUUUUUGGCCGAUGAAUCCGGAAAUUUCUACUUUAUCGAAGUCAACGCUAGGUUGCAAGUCGAACACACUGUUACGGAGGAGAUCACUGGAAUCGAUUUGGUGCAAUCUCAAAUUCGUAUUGCCGAGGGUAUAACGUUACCUGAGUUGGGUAUGACUCAGGAGAAGAUUAUUCCUCAGGGUUUCGCCAUACAAUGCCGUGUGACAACGGAAGAUCCUGCGAAGAACUUCCAACCGGAUACUGGAAGAAUCGAAGUGUUCCGUUCUGGAGAAGGUAUGGGUAUUCGAUUGGAUAGUGCGUCCGCAUUCGCUGGUGCCAUUAUUUCGCCUUACUACGAUUCGCUUCUUGUCAAGGUUAUCGCUCAUGCAGGGGACUUGCAAUCAUCUUGUGCAAAAAUGAACCGUGCCCUCCGCGAGUUCCGAGUUCGCGGAGUGAAAACCAACAUCCCAUUCCUCCUGAACGUGCUAGAAAACCAAAAGUUCCUCAAUGGAAACGUCGACACGUACUUCAUCGACGAGAAUCCGCAGUUAUUCCACUUUCAACCGAGUCAGAACCGUGCUCAGAAGUUAUUAAAUUAUAUUGGUUCGGUUCUGGUGAACGGACCAAGUACUCCGUUGGCCACAUCGUUGAAACCAGCCGACAUAAAGCCUCACAUUCCUCAGAUUGCUCUAGACUUUGCUAAGUUUAAUGCAGCUGCAGAAGAGUGCAGUGAUCCAGACACAUCAGAUGUAAUGGAACCACCGAAAGGCUUUCGUCACAUUUACAAGGAGCAAGGUCCAGAAGCGUUCGCCAAGGCUGUCAGACAGCACAAAGGGUUACUUCUGAUGGACACCACGUUCCGUGAUGCACAUCAGUCUCUUCUAGCGACCCGUGUCAGGUCGCAUGACCUCCUAACCAUCUCGCCUUUCGUCGCCCACAAAUUCAGCAAUCUUUACUCCCUGGAAAACUGGGGCGGUGCCACGUUUGACGUUGCUCUCAGGUUCUUGCACGAGUGUCCUUGGGAACGAUUGGAGGACAUGAGGAAGGCGAUACCAAAUAUUCCUUUUCAGAUGCUUCUCAGAGGUGCCAAUGCCGUUGGCUAUACCAACUACCCUGACAAUGUCGUUUACAAAUUCUGCGAACUGGCUGUGCAGACUGGAAUGGACGUGUUCAGAGUAUUCGAUUCGUUGAAUUAUCUGCCGAAUCUGAUUCUUGGUAUGGAGGCAGCUGGCAAAGCAGGAGGCAUCGUCGAGGCAGCGAUUUCAUACACUGGAGAUGUGAGCGAUCCAAAGAAGGAAAAGUACGAUCUGAAAUACUACACGAAUUUGGCGGACGAGUUGGUGAAGGCCGGUACCCACGUGUUGUCGAUUAAGGAUAUGGCAGGUCUUUUGAAACCGAAAGCCGCUCGUAUGUUGAUCGACGCGAUCAGACAGAAGCACCCUGAUGUUCCUAUUCAUGUUCAUACUCACGAUACCGCGGGUGCUGGAGUAGCAUCGAUGUUAGCUUGUGCAGAAAGCGGCGCCGAUGUCGUUGACGUUGCUGUCGACAGUAUGUCUGGAAUGACGAGCCAACCAUCCAUGGGUGCUGUGGUCGCCUGUCUCAUUGGGACUCCGAACGACACGCAGUUUGAUCUCGGUGAUGUCUCGGAAUACUCGGCCUAUUGGGAGCAGACCAGAACAUUAUAUGCUCCGUUCGAGUGUACGACGACCAUGAAAUCUGGAAAUGCGGACGUCUACUUGAAUGAAAUUCCUGGCGGUCAAUACACGAACUUACAAUUCCAAGCGUAUUCUCUCGGCUUGGGAGAAUUCUUCGAGGAUGUGAAGAAAGCAUACAGGGAAGCGAAUUUGUUGCUCGGCGAUAUCAUUAAAGUUACGCCCAGUUCGAAAGUAGUUGGUGAUUUGGCGCAGUUUAUGGUUCAGAAUAAACUUUCGGCUGACGAUGUACUGAAGAAAGCGGAAGAACUCUCUUUCCCUAAAUCGGUCGUAGAAUUCUUGCAAGGUGCUAUCGGCGAACCUUACGGAGGAUUCCCUGAACCUCUUAGGUCAAAAGUAUUGAAAGACAUGCCACGCGUAAAAGGAAGGCCAGGUGCCAGCUUGGCACCGUUGGACUUCGACGCUUUGAAAUCUCAAUUACAAGAAUCUCACCCCCACAUAUCGUAUAAAGACGUUAUGUCAGCCGCCCUUUAUCCCAAAGUUACGGACGAUUACCUAAAUUUCCGCGAGAAGUUCGGCCCAGUGGACAAACUAGAGACGAGAAUAUUCUUGACAGGACCAAAAGUCGGUGAAGAGUUCGAUGUAACGAUCGAAAAGGGGAAAACCUUGGCUAUCAAGACUUUGGCAGUCGCUGAGGAUCUUACUAAAAAUGGAGAGCGCGAGGUGUUCUUUGAAAUGAAUGGUCAACUCAGAUCUGUGUUCAUUAAGGAUAAAGAGGCUGUUAAGGAACUCCACGUGCAUCCUAAGGCUGCUAAAGGAGAUAAGAACCAAAUCGGAGCACCGAUGCCUGGCACUGUGAUCGACAUCAGGGUAAAAGUAGGCGACACGGUCGAGAAAGGAGCACCCUUAGUUGUAUUAUCAGCCAUGAAAAUGGAGAUGGUGGUCCAAGCUCCAAAAGCUGGAAAGAUCAAGACGCUGGACGUCACUCAAGGAAUGAGAUUAGAAGGAGACGAUUUAGUCUUGACUUUAGAAUAGAACUUUUAAAUCAUUCGAGACUGAAACGUCUCUGAAUUAGUUAUCGUUUUAUAUAUUCUUUUUUUUUUUAACAAGAGUGCAUUUUGUUCGAUUAAUCGACUUCGGCCGUCGUUGUCGUCCAAAAUGUAGGUAAAGAUCAUUCGUGUUCCAAUUUAUCCCGGGUCGAUUUGAUAAUCAAAUUUCAAUGUUUUUUUUUAUAUACAUAUAUAUUUUUACAUAAUUUUUCUUCGUUUCUUUUAAUCGCAUAAAAUGUCGAUAUAGUGUAAGAUUUAUGAACAAAUAAGGUAAUUGUUUAUUGUAAAGCCUUAAGGAUACGAAAAUUCGAAAAAAAUUGCUAAAUUUUUGACUACCUCGAGGAAUAAUAGGAACAAGACGCGAGAUGUCAACUUAAUUAAACAAAGGUGCACUUCUUGUUCGCCGAGGAAAAUAACUGUAUGUAAAUGAACAUUCGCUCUAAGAUACUUGUCGAAGAAUGAGAGCAACGAACGUCCAAUUGAUGUAUAUCUUCAUUGUUGGACAUGAUCAUUGAAUAUUCUUUUUUUAUUCCUUUCGAUUGUUGUAUAUAAGGUGUCUCAUCUAAAUCAAGCAAUUUAAUCAUUUAAUCAAUUACUUUUCUCUUAAUGAUGUAUAAAUAUUUAAUUUCAGUAGCAUAUAUAUGACAGAAAAUACAAGCGAAGGAUAUUGUCAUUCUACGAUUAUUAUCUUUUUUUUACAUAAAUAUUGGGUCAUCCUAUGAAUAAUAGUCUUCUUGAAGUUGAGUUUAAAAUAAUGAGAAUUGUUAUUAUUAGAGUUUUGAAACAUUACUAACGAAUCGUUCCUUAUAUUUAUUAUGUAUAAAAAUAUACUUUCGCGAUAUAAUAACAAUAUUAUCCGUAGGAUGACCUAAUAUAUAAUAUACAAGAAAAUAUAUAUAUAAUAUACAAGAAAUUUCUUGAUAAGUUGUAUUAGGUGAGACAGUUUGUGUGAUCUCUCGUCGAGUUCAUCUAUUCGCGACGAUCAUUUUCUAGUAUUUAAUGCAACGUUGCAUUCACAAACAGAAUUUGUUCCUUGCAACGAAACUCGCAAUCUGUGAAUUACAAAAUCUCGUCUGUCAAUUUUUUAAGCAAUUAAUCGAACGCAACAAAGAAUUGAUCUAUGCUGCCUGAAAUGACGAUUCCUUCGUGUUCAUACUCGAUCUUAAGAAAUAUAUCAAAGGCCUACAAACAACGUUUUUACAGAGACAGAAGUGAUUAUCGAGCGUUAAAGUUUAAUAAAGGUAAUUCUCGCCAUCGAUGACAAAGUGAUUUAACGAGGCAAGUUGAAACUCAGGCUUGGGCACGUUUUAUUUGAAGUUAUUGUUUCAACUUUAGCUAUAUAAUAAGAAACAUAAUUGAAUCAGUUUUGUACAAACUUUAUAAAUCAUUAGUAAUUAUUAAUAAUAAGAUGAACGUUUUGGGCAAUUGGAGACAAUACUUUUUAUUAGUUGCCUCUAGAGAUUUUACGUGUUAUUUUUAGAAAUUUAAGAAAUUUCACAUUUAAUUUUGUUAUUAAUUUUUGUACAACAAAAUUUUUCAAUUUUAAUAACAUGCUAAUGUUUACCUUACGAUUCUGUAGUUUUUAUGUAAAAAGAUUUCACCAGCAAUUUAAUUCCAUUACUUAUGAAUUCUCUUUAGAAGUUCAAGACUCUCGAUGAGCAUUUGUAAGUCUUAUACUUUCCUUUUUAAAAAUUCUCACGGAUUCUCAAGUGAAGUCAAAGAUGUGCCGCACCACAGUGCAAACAAAUUUUUAUAUUCUGAGCUUAUUUUACACGCUUUGUAUCACUGUUGUAGUAUUUUGUAUACUUUAAUGUUAAAUAUGAUGCACAAUUAUUGGUUCAGUUAUGCUCUUCGCUGUAGCUAAAUAAAAUGAAACGUUAUUCAUCAUUUUGAAUAGUGCUCAAGCCUGUUGAAAUUGUACAAAUUAUUUGUUCAACUCCUUAAGGUAUCAAAGUGCCAGUACAUUAGCAUUUUUCAAACUACAUAUGUAUAUAUAGCAGCUGUAUAAAUAUAUAAAACUAUAUAUAAAUAUUAGCCUAAAUAAAUGGCGAUGGCGGGACUAAUUAUUUGUUUCUUUGUCAGGAUUUGUUGAAUGGUUUUCCAGGGAUUUUAGCUAGUAUCGAGAUUGUACAAAGUGAUUAAUUUGUGAGUCAAGGUGGUUUGGGAAACGCUUUACGUAGAUUUAAGUCGAGGAAACUCUCGAGAAAGGGAAACUUGCUGGAUGUUCUAUGCUAUACUCACUAACUGAAUAUUAUUACAAUUUCCGGUACGUGAAGCAUGGCUGAAUAACAUUGUCCUGUCUUAGCUCGUGAUUCCUGUUCGUUGUAUAAUAGUUCCAUUGUUUUUUUUUUUUUUUUAUUUUUUCAAGAGGACGAAUUUUUUCAAGAGGACAAAUUUCGCGACGAAUUCGUGUACAAAGUUAGUUGUAAUGUCCGAUUCGAAUCAGGUUCUAUUUUAACCCUUUGACGUAAAAAUAUCAAUAGGAUUUAACGAUAGAUAAUGCCAAAUUGUCUAAUAAUAAGUGAAUUAACUUAACUGUAAUUCAUUGAAAUUUACCAUUUUUAUAGAGAAUGAAAUUUUCAUUGAUGACAUAUUGUCGUGAAUUGCAUAAUAUUUUUCGGUAGCAACUCUGAGAGGAUUCAAAGAAAUAAAUAUUGUACAUAUAUAAAAAUAAAUCGAUACGUAAUCGAGAUUUUUUUUCCUUAUAAUUAAUACAAUCUGAUUACCGUGUUUCAACAUCGAAUGAAAUUACAUAUUUUAUUUUAUUGUUGUUCAUAAUCGAUCACAUCGUCAAUCUGUUAAUUGGCCCGUUUUUUAAUCAGGAAUUUUUAUAAUCGCGAACUAUUAAAACAUAAUAAAUUGGAGAUUGAUUGA
This is a messenger RNA of Frieseomelitta varia, 7260 nucleotides long. It is a transcript of the gene PCB, whose product is annotated as pyruvate carboxylase, mitochondrial. Gene Ontology annotation, cellular component: cytoplasm. The coding region runs from base 779 to 4372 and encodes 1197 amino acids. Lineage: Eukaryota; Metazoa; Arthropoda; Insecta; Hymenoptera; Apidae. The record is from RefSeq and is a predicted model, not a curated record. The transcript is spliced from 15 exons. Gene Ontology annotation, biological process: gluconeogenesis; pyruvate metabolic process. Gene Ontology annotation, molecular function: ATP binding; pyruvate carboxylase activity; metal ion binding.